AUGACAUCAACAUCCUCACUACUUCAUGCCAGCAUGGAGGUCCCCGUAGGUGAGGACCUCGAAAUGGCUUCGCCCUAUCAGGGCCAAGUCGAUGAUUUUGAUAUCGAUAUCGACCUCAUGGACGACCAUGCCUCCAACAUGGAUAGUGACAUGAUGGGUGCCGAUGAAUUUCCCAACACCUCCCAACCCUCCCUCUUCCAAAACGAUGUAACAUAUGAUGCCGAUAUGGUCGAUGAACCCUCUGAGGGGUCCAUGGUGGAUACCGAAAACAUGGCCGAUGAAGACCAUGAUAUCGACGUUCAGUACGAAGUUACCUACGAAGCAGAGAUGGUAGAAGGUGAUCAUAGCCAAGAUCAACCGGUGGAUUUUUCUCUGUCUAUCGCUCCUAUUGAAGCUAUUCCGACUGCUGAAGUCCAGAUCAAUGAGCCACAGGUACCCGCCCCAGAAACUGCGACAGAGGUCAGCGAGAAGGUUCAGGAGGUUCAGGCUGUAUCGCCCGUAGUUACCUCUUCUGAGAACCCUCAAGAGGAGCAUAUCAGCCACGAGACCCACCACGAGAAAAAUACCUCAGUGCAAGACAACCAGUCUGGACUUGAUAAGAUUGAGCCAGCUCAGUCUCAUCAAAGUUUUGACGCGGGUGUCGAUCAGGUUCCAACCGAGGCUGGUGAGCAAACUAACCAAACUACUGUGGUCGAACCGGUUGAGCCGAAUGAGCCGGUUGAACAUUCGAUCUCGGAUGAUCAUCCUGUUCCCAACCCCUUGGCAGAUGAUUCGGGAGCCUCCAAGGCCUAUCUGCCCGAAACUGAUGCUGUAAUUGCUGCGCAGCAUGAGACCCAUGUGUCCGAAAAUGGUCCUGUCACUUUUGAUGAAGAGGUUCUCCACCCCAUCAAAGUCAUUUAUGAGGACAGCGAGAUUUCUCUGUUUCCACCUUUAGAGGGUGAUUCGGCUGAGACUUUCUUCCUCCAUGAUGAAAGUCUGGCCUAUGAAGGUGUUGGUAAAUUAUUCAGCUCUCUGCGCGAAGUUCUCUUGGAUAAUGUUACCGAGGAUGAUGUUCUUGUUCUUGAUAUCGAUUGUCUUGGUAUCCAAAUAACAGAGGACUCCUUGCACACAUCCAAAGUCACUUUGCAUCAGAUCCUGGAGAUUUACCUUCGCCUUUGCCACAAUGAUGGCAAUCAUGAACCGGACGAUUUCUAUCUUAGUCUUUCCAGUAGACCUUCUCUUCCAAAUGAGUUAGCAAGUCUUGAUGCUGGUUCCAAGGAAGGCAAAGGUCUAUCCCAAGUGCAACUAUGGGCUGAUUAUAGCCAGGCGGAUGUUGCUGCGGAGGAGACUGCUGCCGCUGGAGAAAAGUCUGCUGCUGAAUCACAUGUUCAAGAUGCCGAGCAAGAUCAGUCAGCCGAUGCACAAGGCUUGUCAGGUGAUCAGGUCACUAGUAAAGUUCAAUACUCCACCGAAUUGAAUGAAGUGACAGCUACAGUAAUAGAAGGCGAUAACGAUACCACCGUUCAGCAUGAUGUUGAGCCUGAUUUUGAGUUCUUGCCUGAACAAGCGAAAGAAGAAGUGGAUGAAAAUCCUCAAGGUGUCCUCAAUGACAACGAAGGUGCUGCUGAUGUGCAAGAUGAUUUUGAGACCGCUAGAACGGAGACUACCAACACAGUGGAAGCGGAUUCCGAGGCAGUCAUAACUAGUGCGCUAUCCGAAGAUGCAUCUGCGGGUGCUACAUGCGAUCCAAACAGUGGUCACCACUCCGACCAUGAUGACCAACAGCUCGGCAACGGCGAGCUCGAUGAAGAGAUCGAUGAAGGUGAUCAUAUUGAAAUCCACGAUACCAGCGUCCCUGAAGAAAAUCACAAAGAUCAUGAAGAUGACCAUAAGUCUCAUGAUGGCAACUCUGCAAUUCCAGGUGCUGGAGUAGCCUCGAAAGAGCAAAAGCAACAAGAACAAGACGACGCAAACCCAACGGAUGCUCAAGAGCCUGAUUUUGACCUCAACACGACGAUUAUUGGCAAGGAAACCCCCCUUGAACCAGAGGAUGACCUUCUCGGGAUCGCUGAGGAUGUAUUGCAAUCUCCCUCCAAGGAUGGCCAAAACAAGAACCUCGCCAACGCCGAGAAUGUGGAUUCGGAGAACCCCGAUGAAGAACCAACCGGUGCCUUUUUGGAGGAUGAUUUCGACGACCAGCAAUCAACGGAGGAUGAGCUCGACUAUGACCCCGAACUGGAUGUCGCAGAAGGACUGGAGCUUGGCGAAAUCGACACCUCUGUUACUGACUCCCACACUCAUGACACUCUUUCCACCAAACGGUCUCGGGAAGAGGAAGAUGAGUGGGACAUUACGGAAGCUACCACCCCCGAACUCAAGCGCCAGCGUCCUUCGUAA
Messenger RNA from Penicillium malachiteum, 2376 nucleotides. RefSeq lists its product as uncharacterized. NCBI's taxonomy places the organism in Eukaryota, Fungi, Ascomycota, Eurotiomycetes, Eurotiales, Aspergillaceae. The record is from RefSeq and is a predicted model, not a curated record. The coding region runs from base 1 to 2376 and encodes 791 amino acids. The transcript is spliced from 3 exons.